AUGGCAAGAACUUCAGAAAAAGAGUGGAAAAAAGCCCUGACCUCCAUCUUGGAGAAGCUGGAUCAUAAACAGUACAUCAAGAUGUUGGAGUUUUUGGAGAAAGUACCUGAAGAGAAGCGUGAGAGUGUGAGAGAAAAAAUGCCUCGCAUAAUCAUUGAACACUACGGAGUGGAAGGGUCCAUUUCUGAAAUGGAUUGUAUAUUAGAAGAGAUACCAAGACGGGACCAAGCAGUCCAGGACCUUCUGCGCCCUUUUGUGAUGGAGAAGCAAGAAAAAGAAAACAUGGGUGAGUCCAUUUGAAAGCUUUAAGAGCUCUACAGACUGUUUAGGAGUUGGUAGAGUUGGCUCUAGCUCUCUUGAAGAGCCUUAUUUCCCAUCAUUAGGAGCAUUUGCACAGAGGUAGUUCACCGGAAAAAGAGGAAGGAUUCAAACCCUGUUCAGACAUGGUGAGAUGGAUCACAGAGAACAUGAGAAAAGUCAUACUGCCUUUGUAGAUCUAAAAGGGAGGUGGAUUGUUUGACUUGCAGGUUCUAGUGUCAACUCAAACCUUUAUUGAUUUGUUUUCCUUAAAACUCAUAUUGCUUGUGAAAUUUUAAAAUACUGACUUGAAUGCCAGUUUCUCCAACAUGGAAAACAGAACCAUGUUCUAAACAAGAUUUUAAAGGAAGGGGAGAGUGGGGUAAGUUGAGCCAUAGGGUAAGUUGAGCCACCCCCUGUUGCUUGGAAAUGGUCAAAGAAAUUGAUCAUGUGACCAAAUAUUAAGGAGAUGGGCAUCAAUUCAUGGAGUCUGUGAAGGUUAGAAGCACAUGGGUGAAGGGGUCAGAGAUUUAUUUCCAAAAAAAGAAAAAACAUUUUUAACUCUUGAAAGGGAAUUUAGUCUGUUAUAAGUUUUAUCAGAAUUGUGUUCAGACCAAAAAAGAUCAUUUUAAAUUUGUUUUAUACAUCAAUUGUGCUAUCUACGAGCUACAACAUGAGGUCAAAAACCUACAUAAAAGUCCACCAUUUUUGCUUAGAGGACUAAGAAAGUCAUCAUAGUAGUUCUGUGGUAAUUGAGAAAGUAAAGGAGUCUGAUGAGAGGAUCAGAGUUUCAGUUCAGAUUGUUGAAAUGCUGUGAAUGUUCUGAAUCACUUAAAGACUUUCUCGUGUUAAAAUGUUUUUUUUUUUAACAAAACAGAUUUUUAGCAGUUAUAUACAAUAAUAAUAACAAUUUAUUUACCAGUUGAAUAGCAUAAAAUACAUAUGAAUGUGAAGAAGUGACUGUUAUUUAGGGAGAGAGAAGGUGAGGUAGGGCUGGGUGGAGAGUGGGGGCGGUAGUAGGGAUACAGCUCAACUUACCCCGCUCCUGUGGUCAGCUUACCCCAUACACGGGGUAAGUUGACCAUAGGAGACUACUUUUUUUGGCAUGCUAUAUUAUCAAGACAGUUAUGUUUACACUCAUUCUGUUGGUUUGCGGGGAUGAACAACAUCUUGAAAUAUAUGCAGAUACACUAGUUAGAGACAAAACUAUGAUUGACUUGAUGUAAUGAUCUGAAAUAUGAAAAAUGGCUCAUCUUACCCCACUCUCCCCUACCUGUAAGACCAUGCAAAAACCCCAAGGGGUGUCCUUGCACAGACCCCAAGCUGUUGGCUGACUCCGACGUAAGCUGCUGCCCUUUGAGCUGGAGGGGACAGCAGCAUCAUCAUGAAACCUUACAUAUGUUUCUUCAUUUCACAAGGCGCAAAUUUACAUUUUGCCUCAUCAAAAUUAGCUGCUCUUUCUUUUUCAUUUGGUGGAAUACUGAAAUGUUCCUAAAAGAGCAAGUUUACACCAGGUUUAGGGACCAGUGAAGGGGUGAGGAGAUGUACCCUCCUCCAUGGUGGGCUUGUUAAUGCUAGAGUAUUUUAUUUUUGUGGUUACCGUGACAGCCCUGCUACCAGAUUCCUUACAGUGGUGCUGGAUGCCAGGCUGAUGCCAUUUAAAGCUGUUAUAUCAUUUGAAAAUUCUCCCUGAGGUGUUUGUGUCCAAGAAUGAUAACUUUAAUCCACCUGGUCAUCUUAGGUCCUUUUGUUUCCUCGAUAUCACCUAGACGAGGCAAAUAUUUGGUAAACAGAGCAGGUUUGAGCACUCAACCUUGGGGAACUCCAUGACUAACCUUAAGUGUGCACAGAAGACUUUAAAUGAACAUGAAAAAGCUGAUAUCAACCUGAUAAACAUGAUUUGAUCCAACUUUACAUGGUUUUCUCUAACAUUUCAAACAUUUUUUUCAGGAAAACGGAGACACGAUCAAGUAGCAGAGGAAAAAGAAGAACAAGAGGAAGGAGAGCCAGGCAUUAAGAGGCAACUGCUGCCUACCAAAGAAGACUUGAACAAAGGUAGAGUAUAAAUGGUUACAAUCAGUUACAUUCUCUUAAGACCACCUUUAAAUAUACCUGUACCUCAGGAAUAUAAGUAACUGCAUAUGUAUUAAUUGUGUUCAAAUUAGUAUCUUGGAUCUUUGAGCACAGUGGCGUCACUGAAAUGAUGUCCAGCAGGUAAAGAACCAUAAGGAGGUGUAUGAAACAAAUCAACAUUGAGUUCAGAUUAUCUUUUAUAUUCUUGGUGAAAAUAUUUUCAGCCUCAAGACUGAAAGUCUGUUUAUAAAUGAUGGUGCAUAUCAACACUGAUCCGUGUGUGUCUUUUAUUUAGAGGGUCCACAGACAAGCUGUCAAACUAACAAGGUAAAGAGUUUUUGGACUCCUUUACAUUCAACACUGAGUCUCCUACAUUGUAUGAGAACAUAUUGUCAUAUGUGAUGAUUGUAAUAAAAUGUUUAAUAAUGCUUCAUUUUUAUUUUAUUUUUACCAGGAGAAAGGCAAUCCUUCAUGGGUGAGUUCUUAAUCUUUACCAUUCUGUAACAGUUCACAACAUACCAUGGUCAUUUUUGUACGCAAGUGACUGAUGGAGAUUUUUCUGUUUAGAGGAUAUCCAUCGCUGACCUGAAAACCAAGGACCUACUUCUUGAGACAGAUGCCUUUUUUGGGAAAGUUGUUCAGAAAUCAGGGCUCCAGAGAUAUCAGACCAAAGACCAAAGGAAAGAUGUCUUUUUUUACAUGGCUGUUGCUGAUGAGGAAACCUGCGUCAAGUCGAUGGUUUAUGGUAAAAAGCACUAUCGAAAUACCAAGGAAGGUGGUUCCUACUCUUUCAGAAAUCUGAUAAAAGACCAGCAACUGGUCAAAGUUAGAAAAUGCAGCACAGUGGCUUCCGUCAAAGCCAUCCAAGUCCCAGAGGAGUUGGAGAUAGAAGCCCAGAAGCUUAUUUAUCCUGAGAGUCCAUUCUACUCCAUUGCUGACACCAAACAACUUCCUGACAAGACAGAUGUGAGUGUGCGAGGAACUGUUGAAGAGGUGAGUUUGAACUGGGGCAAGCAGGGAGGUGGAGAAAGGAGAGCAGGGAGAGGAACAGGAAGGAGAAGAGAGGGAAAAGGGAGAGGAGCAGGUAGAGAGCACCAAAGUUAAGGCAGAACUCUUUAAGUGAAGAAUUGAUGCAUGAUCAUCUGGUAAAACAGACACACUGAGCAUUAUACCACUUAUGUUUUUCAAGGAGAUUUUGAGAAGCUUAAGUGUGUGGUGCAAAUGUCAAAUGAUGGGUAAACAGUUUUAAUAACUCUAUCAGCAUCAAUUUAAAAAAUCACAAUUUUUACCACUAUGGAGCAGCACUAGUAGUCAAUGCAUGCUUCCUCAUAUAAUCUGUGCAAAGCCCACAGAAACAACACUGCUAUCCAAAUGAGUGAGGGCUUUUAAACGGGUUGUUGCGAACCCACCUUUCACCCAGUAACGGUGCAAGAGUCUUCAUGCCAAACCCAACUAGCAGAAGUUAAGGAGUCUUUUUAAUCCAACAAGAGCUCCACAAGGUUCAUUUACCAAACAGUGUCUCACAGUUUUCUUCAAGCAGGAUUGUAUAUAACCUAAUGAAGGAGGGAAGUAACAAGUAUGGCUCAAAUAAAAACUUAUUAUGUCGAUGGCACCAGCCACUACAGCGGACUCAAAAACUAGGUUUUGAAUCAUAAAUGAACUGUUUUAGGUGUCUCGCUACCUUUUGAUGUUUUAUGUAUCCGUUUUGAUAGCUCCUGUUUAUCAUUUUUAGAUUGGUACUCUGGAAAAAAUCCAGGUGCGACCCUCACAGCAGGUGAGAAACAGACAGCGCCUAAAACUCAAAGACGAGACUGAUUCCAUCUGGAUCUACAUGUGGGCUGGAGAAACUAAGCACUGCGGAAAAUCAUCACUGGGAGAUGUUGUUGAGCUGAUCAACGUGAGGACCAACACAUUUUUGAAAAACACAACGCUGAACUCAACCAAAUUCACCAAAGUUCACAAGGUGGUUACAUUGAUUGGUUACAUGAUUUUAGUUGACACUUUUGGAGGUAGACCUAAGCAUGUCCACAACUCUGACUGUUAUCGUCUCUCUUUGUGUAGGUCAAAACUUUGGGCAUCCAGAGAGUCAAACUUAAGAUUUGUGGCAUUGUGAACGCAAACAAGAGGACGACUCACCUGGAGGCAGAAUACGAGGAACGCCUGCACACCUUUGAUGUGGCGACUCAGCUUCUGGUGAAGGAACUUGCCAUCAAACCGAAUCAAGAUUUGACAGAAAGUCUGCUUGAAAAGCUGCCUUUUGUGGUAGGUGCAGAACUCAAAGGAAAUAGAAUACAGACAAUCAACGUGGAUUCAGACACCUAAUAAUAAUUCGUCUGAGUGUUUGAGUGUUGUAGACUAAUUUUCAUCCCAAAAGUUGUACUUCAGUCUUAAAGUAGACAGGUGUGCAUGCAUUCAGUAUGUUUUAGUUAAGGUUUGUGAGUUUUUGGUGUUGUUUUUGUUUGUAAUGACGUCACCUGAACAGGGUGGCAAACUGUUUUGUUGUCUUUUGUGGUGUGAGCUGAGCUGUUAUUACGAUGUUUUUUUAUGUCAAUAAAAAGUUAAAAAACUAUUUUCAGAUUCUGUGAUUUAUUUUUAUUUUUUACAUAUGAUUGAUUUGACAGGGACAGUUCACACUACAUAGUAAAACUUAUAUCUGUUUUAAACGAGCUGUAAAAACUGAUGUUCUAAACUCAGAAGUCAGAACCAUUUGCUAGUUUCCAGCUCAGGCCUUCAGUUAGGCUUUUGAAUGAGUAAAAGAAAAAGGAAAGAAAGAGAAGACCAAAGGAUACAGAAGAAAAACAAAUAGAGAAAAUAUUAGAGGAGUUAGAAAUGCUAUCUCUGAAUUUGCUUUACACUGAAGGAAACAUUUUUUAGAUUUUCUUAAUUUUUAUUUCCACUGACAGUGUGUUCCACAUUUGGGAGCCUUUUAAAGAAAAAGAUGUUCUUGUUUUAUCCUGAGGGUUAGGUUUUAAGUAUUAUUACCUCAGGAACAAACAAAGUAACCCAACUAACUCAACCGUGCAGAUGAUAAUUAUUAUUUUUUUAAUCCUCAAUCUGGCCUGCAGAGGAGGCACUAAGCUUUGAUAACCCUGUCACAGCUGGUUACAAGUUUUCUGUUUAUUGAAACCGAAAGUUGUCUCUCAUCAGUUGGCGGGAAACAGUGGGUUAAACCACUUUUUGUCCUUGGAGGGGGAAAUGAUUUUAUAACUUGGUGUAAAUAAGAAUUAAGAGUCAAAAUAACAGGGAAAUUAAUUGUGUUAUCUUAAAAUAAAUAUAUUUAUGCUCUUAAAUGUAAAGGGUGAGCGUGGGAUACCUGCAGGCUGUGGAAUAUUUCCUGCAUUAUCUGCCACUCAUUCACUUUUUUUAUUUUGCUUGGAGCAGCUAAAACGGUUGACUGUUUGAAUAACCUGAAGACAGACAAAACUGCAGGGUGAGUACUUAUUGUUACAAAUAUAUUUUAAAGUCAAGUUGACAGAAAAAAAAGAUCCCUAAAAGCAUAACUUGUCAUGAGAAAAGAUCGUGGGCUCGCUUAAUUUGUAUGAUGUGGACUUUGGCCAUGUGCUGUCAGUAAAAACAAAUAGAAGGUGAUAAAUGUGAGGAAGUUUCCGGGUUUCAUCUGUAGACCACAAAAAAAGCUCUUUUUUUUUUUUUGUGACUCAGAAUUUUGACUUACUCUGAGUUUGAAGUCAGAAUUUUCAGUUAAAGAUAAAACUCUGCCCUUCCCAUAUUCUGGUUCUCUUCCGUCGACUAUCCAGGUGGGUUUUUUCAAUCAAAAUCCAGACCCAUCUUUUUUUUUUUUGUCAAUUGACUCGCUUUACUCUCGGUCACUGUUGACGUGUCUACACAGGUUCACUUGAGGAUAUUUCCUGCUCAUAUUCUAUAGACUCUACUCUUUUGAAAUUGGGACUUUAUUCUAAUAAUAAAACUACUAAUUCUUGUAAAAUAACCACUUUACUCAUGUCACACAAUGAUCUUAUUUUUGUAAAAUUACAACCCAAUAACCUUUUUCUUGUAAAAUGAUACCUGUAUCCUAGUGACUUAGUCUUUUUUCUCGAGUUCUUGUGACCUGACUUUAUUUAUACACUGGAAUCAUGACUUAAUCCCUGUAAAACAACUUUAGUCUGAAUAUAUAAUGACUUAAUUUAGUAACUUUACAACUUAUUCUCAGAAAAUCAGGACUUGACACGUGUAGUUAAAUAACUACUUUAUGCUAGUAGAAUAAAAAACUUGUUCUUAAAACAAUUUUUUUUUCAGUAACAGUAAGACUUUAUUCUUGUGACAUAACAACUUCUUCUCGUGACAUUCUCUUUGUUCUCAUAUAAUAAUGUCUUAAGUUUAUUUUAUUUUUUUCUUGAUGUGGCUCCGAUAUUUCGUUGUAGUUUCUAGAUCAUUACUCGAUUAAUCAUUUCUGAUAUUUUAGUUAAGUUGCCUUGUUUGAAGUCAGUUAAUGUUUAGUCAGCAGGUUGUUUUGGGAUUUAAACUCCAUCAGGGGGGAAUAGGACCUAAACGUAAAGCCAUCCACCUGACAGAGGCUUCCACGACAUUGUCCCUGACAAAUUUCAGUCAGUUUGAUUUCUUCUGUCUUUCUCUUUUAGACUUUUUACUCAAAUGUCUUGACCGUGCAUCAGCUAAAAGCAGAUAAAUGUACAGGUACAGAUAUAAAAGGAAGCACAAGGAAAGGUUGUUUUAUCAAGAGCAACAAAAACUUAAUCGCAGAAGAAAGGGGAAAUUCUUUGAAUGCCCUCAUGGCUUUCUGUAUUUCAGAUGGUACAGACGGGUUUUGAGACAAAGUGGAAAAAAGACCUGACCGCCAUCAUGGAGGAGCUGACUGAGCAGCAAUAUAUGAAGAUGCUGUAUAAUUUGGACAAAAUCCCAGAAGGACUGAGGACGAACAAGGUCAGAGUGGAAAUGUCUCAAAUAAUCAUCCAGUACUACGGGACAGAGAAAUCCAUCUCUUUAAUCGAGAAAGAAAUGAAGGCACUGCCGAGGUUGGAUAUUGCUGUCCAAGGCAAGCUGCGCCCCCAUGUGGAAAAACUAAAGAAACUAAAUUUGAAAAAAAAGGGUAAGUUCACAUUAUGAUGCUUCUACAAUGGGGUAAAUAGCUAACAUCAUCAUUAUUGCAGGACAACCUUUAAAGUGUCCCUUUAAGUAUCCCAUUGCUGUGUGACUUCAGAGAAAGGGUGAGCAGGUUUCUGUAGCUAGUCCUUCUUUUUGAAGUCAGGAGUUCUUGUUUUUUUUUUUGGUGGCUUUCUCUGCCUCUUAAAGUCUUGUGUGAAACUAUAAUCUCACUGUAGACCUGACAAUAGACCAAGGAGCAUUCAUACAGUCAUUUAAAAAUGACUGAAUGAAUUAAAUAAAAAAUAAGUGAUUGAAAAAAUGAUGCAUUAAUUAUGAACCUUAAUUGCAGCUGACAAAGCCAAGAAAAAGGAACCUGAAACUUACAAAAAACCAGCAGUCAAGAAAGAAAAACCUGCAGCUGUCAAAGUACCAGCAGGAAGGAAGGAAAAACUUGCGGCUGACAAAGUCUCAGGAGUCAAGAAGGAAAAACCUGCAGCUGUCAAAGUCCCAGGAGUCAAGAAAGAGAAACCUGCAGCUAAAAAGGUACCAGCAGCCAAGAGAGAGAAACCUGCAGCUGUCAAAGUCCCAGCAGGAAGGAAGGAAAAACCUGCAGCUGACAAAGUCCCAGCAGCCAAGAAAGAGAAACCUGCAGCUGUCAAAGUCCAAGCAGCCAAGAAGGAAAAACCUGCAGCUGACAAAGUACCAGUCGAGACAGAGAAACCUGCAGCUGAUGAAGUCCCAGGAGUCAAUUAA
This is a messenger RNA of Xyrichtys novacula (pearly razorfish), 8181 nucleotides long. The record is from the annotation of a GenBank genome assembly. NCBI's taxonomy places the organism in Eukaryota, Metazoa, Chordata, Actinopteri, Labriformes, Labridae.